AUGGCCCUCUCCGGCAGGGCACCUCGCCUCGCUGCCGCCAUUAGCGCCCCCCACGCCGCCCUCUUGGCCACGGCGGCAACCGCUCGAACCGCCAAUGCGGUCGUCGCGGGAGCCAGCCGAGGCAUCGGCCUAGCGCUCGUGCAGGAGCUGCUCCGCCGCGGCGCCCCUCGCAUCUUCGCCUUGUGCCGAUCCCCACAAUCUGCAUCCGCCCUCCAACAGGUCUCCCUUGCCAGCGGCGGCAGGGUGGCAACUGUGGCGCUCCCCGACGCCUCACGCGAUGAGGACGUGGCCAAGGCGGCAUCUUCUGUGCGCGAAGCCCUGGGAGGUGAUCGCCUCGGGCUGCUGAUCAACACGGUGGGCCUCCUGCACGAUCGGGGCGGGUUGGGGGGCAGCAGGCGGAUGCCGGAGACCUCCCUGCGCCGCGUGGACGCGGAUUUUCUGGCGCGCAAUCUGGCCGUGAACGCCGCGGCGCCCCUGCUGCUGGGGAAGCACUUCUGGGAGGUACUGGCCGGUGGCGAUGGGCAUCCGCCGGGCGUUUUUGCGAGCCUGUCCGCUAGGGUGGGGUCAAUCGGGGACAAUGGCAUCGGGGGGUGGUACUCGUACCGGAUGUCCAAGGCGGCACAAAACCAGGCGGUGAGGACGAUGGGCAUCGAGCUGGGGCGCAGGGGGGUCGUCUGCGUGGCCCUGCACCCGGGAACGUGCGCCACAGACCUGUCCGCACCAUUUCAAAGGAACGUGCCAGAGGGCAAACUGUUCGCGCCAUCUGCAGCGGCAGGGAUGCUCCUGGACGUCAUCGAAUCACUGACGCCCCAACAGAACGGGGCCUUCUUGGCGUACGACGGCUCCACCGUGCCUUGGUGA
Molecule: messenger RNA, 861 nt
Organism: Ostreobium quekettii
Lineage: Eukaryota; Viridiplantae; Chlorophyta; Ulvophyceae; Bryopsidales; Ostreobiaceae
Source: the annotation of a GenBank genome assembly